Molecule: messenger RNA, 2192 nt
Organism: Myxozyma melibiosi
Lineage: Eukaryota; Fungi; Ascomycota; Lipomycetes; Lipomycetales; Lipomycetaceae
Exons: 2
Coding region: 195-2105 (636 amino acids)
Cellular component (GO): cytoplasm
Source: RefSeq, a predicted model, not a curated record
UUAUAUGAUUGUCUCCAUAUGCAGCUAUAACGCCGAGCUGCACAACCCUCGCAACCCCUCCGCACUUAAACAGCCUCCCCACAGCCUUCCUUCCUCCGCACUCCGCCUCCUCCGAAGACCGUCUUCUCUUCUCCUCCGCUUCCCAACUUCCUCGACCUGUCCUCCUUCUUCUCUUCUUCUCUGACUCUCCCGACAUGGGCAACUCCGCCGGCAAAGAGUCCCGUGCCGGCGACCCGCUAUACGACGCCCCGCCCGCGCUCGGCGCCGCUGCCGCUGCUGGUGGCUCGGCUUCCUCGCCUUCGACCUCUUCCUCCCGUAGAUACUCCCGCCACCGCCAGUCCUCGUCGGCCUCGGGUUCUGGACUUGCGGCGACGAGGUCGGCGGUGCGGCAUGCGCUGAAUAUCGAGGAGACCGUUGAUGGUGGGUAUUUAGUUCCGCAGGGCGUAUACUCCGGCACACCGGAUUUCAAAGCUCGUGUGGUUAGACAGUUGAUGAUCGAGCGACGGCUGGCCCCGUUCUUCAAAGGACUGGAAGACUACGACGAUUCCUGGACCGACACACAACUACUCGCCGCCAUCCGCCACCAGCCCAUCCCCGCAGCCGAGCCCGAGCCCUCGGUGGUGUCGACGUCGGUCGACAGCACGAUCAGCCACCCCUACUCGUCCCGGUCGCGAUCAGAGUCCAACGCGUCGUCGGCAUCGACCUCCUCGCAGCAGCACUACCAGCGGAUCCCCAGCGGCCGUGCGCGCUCGGGCACGACCUCCUCCACGGGCUCGAACUCGGGCGUGGACAAAAAGGGCGCGCUGGCGACGGCGCUGUACCGCAACUCGAUCGAGUGCCCGAUCUGCUUUCUGUACUAUCCGCCGUUUCUCAACUCGACGCGGUGCUGCGACCAGCCGAUCUGCUCGGAGUGCUUUGUGCAGAUCAAGCGGUCGGAACCGCAUGUGCCCGAGCACGAGACGCCUGCUGCGCCGGGGUCGCCGGAGCAUGUUACGCCGUUUGGGAUGGUCGAGCUGAUUUCGGAGUGCGCGUGCUGUCCGUACUGCACCGAGCCUGACUUUGGCGUGACGUACACGCCACCGCCGUUCCGCAGCGGCCUGGGGGCGUCGCAGUCGGCGGGGUCGGUCCUGCGCGCGACGCUCUCGCGGCACUCGUCUGCGGCGGGCUCGUCUGUCUCUGUCGGAUCGGCGGGGUCGACGAUGUCUAGCAGCAGCACGACCACACCAACUACAGGACGGCAGCGCCGGCCGACGAUCGCGUCGACGGCGGCGGAGGUGGUGACGACGGAUCGGAUCCGGCCUGAUUGGCAGCUGAAGCUUGCGAACGCGAACGCGCACGCGGCGAGACGGGCGGCGGCGGCGACGGCGUUGCAUUCUGCGGCGUUUUUGCUGGAUAGUAAUGGGAAUAGCGCGGGAGGGGUGGGCGCGGUGGGAGGAGCGGCGAGGAGCGGAGCGCAUGCGGGUGAGGCUUCUGGAAGUGGGCGGAGACAUCGACAUCAUCGGGUGCCACGGCCGUCGGGGUUGGAUUUGUUGAUUUCGGGGAUGCAUGGGCAUGGACACAGUAACAACAACAGUAACAACAAUAACAGCAACAACAGCAACAACAACAACAGCAACAGCAACAACAGCAGCAGCAUCACGAUUCUGAGUAGUAGUGGAAGCAGCAGCAAUUCAAGCAGCAGUACGAAUCUGUCGAUGGCGCAAGGGCACAGUCCUACACGCCGAGUAUCGUCGUUAUUAUCAGGCAGCAGCGCGCGCUCGCCGUCGCAGCGGUCGCGGAGGAUGGUUGAUCUGGAGGAGAUGAUGGUGAUGGAAGCGAUCAGGAUCUCGUUGAUCGAAGACGAGCAGCGGCGGGAGCAGGAGCGGGACGCGGUCGAGCGCGGGGCGGCGGAGCAUUUACGACGGAGGUUGUCGGCUACGAGCACGACGUCUUCGAACGGGGGGAGCGUGAGCGCGUCGUCGCCUGCGCUGCCGGUGCAGGAGGAGGAGGAGGAGGAGGAGGAUGGUAGUGAGCAGCCGCCAAGGCGAGCGGUUGCGGAAGAGGAGGAGAAUAAGCAGGGGACCACGACUGCGUCGGCCGAGCGGGCGACGGUGUCUGCUGUUUAAUUGAUUUAUCAUGUUGAUUUAUCAUGUGAUUUAUCAUGUGAGUUAUCAUUGUUUGAGUGGAAGGAAUGGAGUGUUUGCGAGUCUUUC